UUCCCCCCUCCCUUCUCUUCUUCACACCCGUGACGGCGACGAGCGAGCGAGAGAGCGGCGACAGCGAGCGCCUGCCGCAGUGGAGGAAGACAACGGCGCCGGCGAGUGUCUUUCGCCGGAGUCGCGUGCGGAUUUUUCUAGCGCGCAGCUCCGGCGAGCGGUGCUCGUCGGUGACCUCUGCGACGCGGCCGAGCGCGUGCAGGCGUCCCCGCAACGACGACUGAGGCGCGUCACCAGAUCCGUUACGGUGGUGGGUCCCCAACGCCUACAAGCAAGCGAAGGGCCACGGGAACAGCCCGUGCAGCGGGCGGCGUUGCUCCGGCGCCGCCGUGGCCAGCGACGACGGCGAGGUCCGUAAGUCAGAUCUGACUCAAAGUAGAUGCGAUGUCGAAGCGGGACAGACACAGGGGAGGUGGAGGAGCUCCACUUACCCCGGAGGAGCAGGAGGACCAGGACAUCGAGGAUGCGGUGCAGAAGCGCCUGAAGACUGAAUUCAGCAAGCUCAAGGGGGCGGAGAAUAGGUGCAAGCGCGCUUUCACAGAGGCGGGUAUGAGAGGUACCCUUGUCGCAGAGGAGCAGAAAACUAUUGUUAGUCAAAGUCUUCCAAAGUUUGAGCUUAAAGUUGAUUGUUCUGCGCAAGAAUUUACGGCGUACAUUGAGAAAAGGAGAACACACAUUAGAAAGGUUGCCUCAUACAAUUUUGGGGAAAGAAUUGUUUCAACACCACCUGAUCAUAUUGUUACAUUCAGUAUGACCGAAAUGAUGGAAACACCAGACCCAAAUUCUCCAGCAGUAUCAGUGUUGCAAUUGCUUUGCUGUGAUUGGAGUGGGUAUUUCACCCUCUUUAGAGAAACCCCCGACUACUCACAGGAUCCUAAGAAGAGGUAUGAGAAAGGUGGUUUCCUGACAUUUGCUGGAAUGACAAAGAAGAUGCAGUUCCCAGAUAUUUUUGGACCCAUCACCGAGUUGCAGCAAUAUAAAGAAUCAUACACAGAUGUGACAAAGGUUGAAAUAUUCAAGGGCUUUCUUAAGAGAAUGACCUACGAAGUCAGAAAGCUCAAUGUUCUCAAUUGCCGAAGCUAUUAAAGUUACCUUGUUCCUUUGCUGAACCUGUUGAUGUUCAUCCUUGGGGAGUGCCCGCGCUUCCCUGAAAGUGAGGACUUUGUGGUUGAGAACUGUGAGUUGCCUCGUUCUCAUCUGAAAAUGGUGACCCCAAGGCUGAGUGAAUUGAUCCGUGAAUGGUCGAAAUUAUCAAAACUGGCGUUCAUGUUUUUUAUUGCUAUUAUCGAGUUCGACAUGGAGUUUAGGGAGAGUCGUGUUAGUUUUGACGAAGCUAGAAAGGAGAUGCACAGUCAAAUUGAUAUGAGGGGGGGUGAUCUAGUGCUGAAUUUUUGCGGAUCAGAUGGAAACUUCAACUUGAGAACCUUGUUGGGAGGUUAUCUUCGUCUGCUAAAAUGUGAAAAGGAGGACAUUAUUAGGAUCAUCAUGCGGACUAAGCAUCAAGUCACUAACAUUAUCCAUGAGCACAAACCAAAACUUGAAGAGCAAGACCUGACAAAGAUGACAGCAGCCAAGAGGAGUAUAGCAGAGCGCAGGAAAGCUGAAAACAAUGCUGAGUAUGCUCGCUGGGAGAGAAUCAGGGAUGAGGAUGGGCAGAAGGUUCUAGAUGUCCUAUUGAAUGAUUUGCCCAUCGUGUAGUUGCUGUAAAAUGCUUUAUAUGUUACCUAGCAAUUGCCAUGAAUGUUGUUGCCUGUCACUGAAGCUGGAGAGGAUGAGGAAGAGGCUGGGUCUGAGAAGUGUGAUGACCAGUGAUGUGAAGAUGACAGAAGUUGUUUUCUGGAGGUCAAAAUGUCCAGUUGAUGUUGUCUUGUGGCAAUGUGUUUUGGCCCUAGUCUUGAUUGAUGGGCGCUGAAGUUGUAUAUGAAUGGCAGUUGCUGCCUGUGUAGUUGUUGUCUUGUCGUUUUGGUAUUAUUAUUUGGAACUCGGUUACUUGCUAAUUGUGUAGUUGCCUUUCCGUUUUGAUAUGGUUUGGAACUCGGUUACUGGCUUACUGCUUUUUGUUUUGGACCUUGUUCUGUUAACGAGUACUAUAAUGGAACCGGGCUCCCAGUUUGGAGCCGUAUAUGGAGAAACAAAAUACUACUGUAUUAUGUUUGUCUUUCCUUCCGUCA
This is a messenger RNA of Triticum urartu, 2171 nucleotides long. RefSeq lists its product as uncharacterized. The record is from RefSeq and is a predicted model, not a curated record. NCBI's taxonomy places the organism in Eukaryota, Viridiplantae, Streptophyta, Magnoliopsida, Poales, Poaceae.